AAAUGGGGGAAACGAAAACUUGGGCAUUUUCUUUGGAUCAUGGUUCUCUGUUUUUCGAUUGUUAGACUUUGGGAGAUAAGGGAGUUGCAUACAGACGACCAUGGAAGACCUUGGAUUGCCAAGCCCAAGAUUUGAAAAUGAUAGGGACACAUAUGUUAGUGUUGGUUUGGUUUAAAAUUAAAUUGAGUUAAAAAAUUGAAAAUCAAAAUAAAACAAAUAUAAAACUGAAUCGAAUCAACUAAAGAAUUUUACCAAUAAAGCUGAAUCCAAUUGUUUAUAAAAUUAAACUAAAAUUUUGAUUUGAUUGUUAUUUUGAUAGAUGGCUAAUUUUACAUUUGGUGCGCACCUAACAUAGAAUCAGGAGUUAAAAUGGCAACCACUGCCAUAAUUACACCCAACCAAACGCUUUAACGUUUGAAGCCACAUAUCGCAUACUAUCCUUGGCCCUUGCCUUUCUUAGCUCCUCAUUCUCUUUAUCCUGCAUUUCUUUUUCUUCUCUUUUCAUUUUUCAACAAAAAGAAAGAGCAGCUUUUGCAUCGAAUAAUGGGUCGUGGAGUUAGCGCUGGUGGCGGACAGAGUUCAUUGGGCUACCUAUUUAGUGAUGGGGAGAUCACUAACAAUGCAUCUGCUGCAAGCACUGUGAGACAAUCUACAAACAAUAGCCCUUCUCAGGGGCCUCCUGUUGCUUCACCACCAAUAGAUAAGCAAAAUACCGCAGGCACCCAGGGAAAUCUUACAAAUAAUUACGCUCGAGCAGAUGGCCAGAACUGUGGUAACUUCAUUACGGAUCGGCCAUCCACCAAAGUUCAUGCUGCCCCUGGUGGUGGAUCUUCUCUUGGAUACCUCUUUGGUGGGAAUGGGAACUGAUAUCUCUCGGUCCCCAUGCAUGUGUCAUUUGUCUAUUGUCUAGUAUUGAAACGUGGUAUAGGAGCUUGGUACGCCUGGUCCAAUGCUGUUCUUUUUUCCUUCUGUCCUCGUGCAACGUGAAGAGGGUAAAGUUAGGGACAUAAUCAAUUGUGUAGCUAUUACGGUAUUUUGCGGAUGUCAUUCAUCACGCCAAGAGCAUAAUGCAACAAUUUAUUCUCUAUUUUCGUCUGCAUUUAAUGGUGUAAUUUAUUAUUA
This is a messenger RNA of Manihot esculenta (cassava), 1122 nucleotides long. Its product is annotated as protein SPIRAL1-like 3. NCBI's taxonomy places the organism in Eukaryota, Viridiplantae, Streptophyta, Magnoliopsida, Malpighiales, Euphorbiaceae. Gene Ontology annotation, biological process: cortical microtubule organization. Gene Ontology annotation, cellular component: cortical microtubule, transverse to long axis. The transcript is spliced from 3 exons. Bases 544 to 867 code for a protein of 107 amino acids. The record is from RefSeq and is a predicted model, not a curated record.